AUGUCGAAAAUUCUCGUGUUAUCAGGUGAAAAUCACGGUUUCAAUGCAAGUGCCAGCAUCAUUCACGAUUUUCUCUCUGAGGAUGCUAAUAUCUCAGCGACGUUAACUGACGAUAAAGAAAUUUUAGCAUCAUCGGAGUUAAAUACCUACGAUGCGUGUGUCUUUGGCACCGGCUUCACGCGGACAGAGCGUCAAGCGGACGGUUCCACCGCUCGUGUCUCCGAUUUAGCCCCAGCUGAGGAGAACGGUUUGUUCCAAUUCGUCAGUGAAGGCAAAGGGUUGGUCGGUAUUCACGGGACUGCGUGGUGGAUCGGCGGUCGCGCCGUGGAUCUUAUCGGUGGACAUUCUAAUUGGCAUCCACCCGGCUCGACUUUUACUGUCCAUAUUGAGGAUAGCGAGCAUCCGACGACCCAAGGCAUUGAAGAUUUUGAUGUGGAAGAUGAAAUCUAUAUCUCCGCCCACGAUCCGCACAUUCACGUGUUGGCAUCUGCUGAGUGGUUCGGCAAGGCGCACCCGAUGGCAUGGGUGAAACCUUACGGUUCUGGACGCGUCUUUUACACCACUUUAGGACACGGACCGGGGACCUUUGAGCGCGCCGGAAUGCAGAAAUUCCUCACCCAAGGUGUGAAAUGGGCAGCAGCAUCGUAG
Geodia barretti is the source of this 648-nucleotide messenger RNA. The record is from the annotation of a GenBank genome assembly. NCBI's taxonomy places the organism in Eukaryota, Metazoa, Porifera, Demospongiae, Tetractinellida, Geodiidae.